AUGCACAGCGCUCUAGACACCCCCGAAAUCCUAGAGAUGGUCCUGGCGCAGCUGGACAUGCGCACCCUCCUAACAUCCGCCCAACGAGUAUGCCACAGCUGGGCAAGCCUGGCAGCACAGUCACCUGUCCUCCAAAGGGCCCUCUUCUUCACCCCCAUCAAGGACGCCAAUGAGUGGGGGAUGAACGAGAAGAUGCUGAACCCGCUAUUAACGGAGGCGUUCCCCUCCAUCUUCCCCGACCCUCCCAAGGACGAGGACGACAAAGAGAAGAGAUUCAACUUCCGCUUCUCUGACCUACCCAUUGCCACGCUUGAAGGCGAGGCUCGGGCCCGCUUCAUCCGGCCCGAUGCAUCCUGGCGCAGGAUGCUAGUCUCCCAGCCGCCCAUGCAGGAUAUCAGCCUCAUGCAUCUCCGGCAUGGUAUGGGCGGCGAUAGCGCCGAGUGCUGGCGUGUGCCGGCGGACACGACCCACGCCGGCCUCCGCAUGGAGCGCCUCUUCGAGGUCCUCCUCUUCCACAACCCAAUCCGCGACAGGGUCUCGACCAAGUCCCGGGUGUAUUGGGUAACAGGAGACGGGGGUGAAAGGGCAGUCGCGUUCGACGAGGGUCACCGCCAACGGAACAUCAAAGAGCGGUUCUAUGCGCUUCUGCGCCAGAGCGGUGUUGUUGUUUAUACGCGUGAGACGGUGCAGUGCUGUGAGGAGGGAGAGAGCGAUUAA
This is a messenger RNA of Aspergillus mulundensis, 717 nucleotides long. RefSeq lists its product as uncharacterized. Bases 1 to 717 code for a protein of 238 amino acids. The record is from RefSeq and is a predicted model, not a curated record. Gene Ontology annotation, molecular function: protein binding. The transcript is spliced from 2 exons. Lineage: Eukaryota; Fungi; Ascomycota; Eurotiomycetes; Eurotiales; Aspergillaceae.